This is a messenger RNA of Vanderwaltozyma polyspora DSM 70294, 804 nucleotides long. It is a transcript of the gene LRS4, whose product is annotated as Lrs4p. The coding region runs from base 1 to 804 and encodes 267 amino acids. The record is from RefSeq and is a predicted model, not a curated record. Lineage: Eukaryota; Fungi; Ascomycota; Saccharomycetes; Saccharomycetales; Saccharomycetaceae. The transcript has a single exon.
AUGAGUACUACAUUACAAUUAUUGGCAAAUUACUAUAAAUCUGUUAUAGAGGGCGAAAGAAUCUAUUAUGAAAAUGUAAUAGGGAAAGAAGAAAGGCAACAAUCUUCUAAUGAUGGGUCUACUUUGACAAAAUCAAGUGGAAGUGAUACUUUAAUGUUACAAAGACAAAUAACUCAAUUGAAUACGGAUUUGCAAGUUUUACGACAUGAGAAUGAACAACUAAAAGAGAUGCAAAAGACGCAUAGAGCUUUAAUGGAAUCAAAAUUGAAGAGUUCUAAAAAGAUUAUAGAAAAUUUGAAGAAUGAUUUAAGAAAUAAUAAUAAUACUGAUGAUCAAAAUAACGGCGAACAAAAUACUAUAGAUAUCAACAAAGAAGAAUUGCAACAUUCUUCGAGAAUUUCGACAAUGGUAAGUAAGAAAAUUGGGUUUCAAUUGUUAUCACCUAUGAAUGAAAGAUUGUUACGUGGAACAGGUAGAAAUACUGAUAAAAAUCAACUUAGUGGGUUACGUUAUGUGAUUAGUACAGGAAAACAUACAAUAUUUGAUGAAAGUUAUCAAGAUGAUACAGAUAACUCAAAAGAUGAUGGUGUUGAUGGAGUCUUGUUGGCAAAUCCUGUUAAAAAUGUGGAAAAACUGGCAAAUUUAGUGUUACCUAGUGAUGCUCUUUCAGAUGGAAAUACAUCACCGACUCCAAGAUUAUCUUCAUCGCAUACAGAAACAAGUGAUAGGAAUGAACACUAUAAAAAACGUAAAUUAGCUCGGAAAAGAAUACAAAAUUUAGAUAGUGAUGAUAGUUUGCAAUAG